Messenger RNA from Rhagoletis zephyria (snowberry fruit fly), 2043 nucleotides. RefSeq lists its product as uncharacterized. The record is from RefSeq and is a predicted model, not a curated record. NCBI's taxonomy places the organism in Eukaryota, Metazoa, Arthropoda, Insecta, Diptera, Tephritidae. Gene Ontology annotation, molecular function: DNA binding; protein dimerization activity.
AAUUUUAAUUUUUGGCUGAGAAAAAUCUUUGUUAUGUGGUUUUUUCUGUUUUUCUCUGAAAUUUAUUUUGAACAGAAAAAAAUUUAACAAUUCCUUGAAAUAAACACAUCUGCUUGCCGUAUAUCGAUAGGAAAAGACAAAUAUUGGACAUGGGCAGAACUAAGAGUGAGCUAAAUAACCAAAUUCGAAGCCUGUUUGAAUACAGCAUGGAGGAAAACGUCUCGCUGUGCAAGAUUUGCAAGACCAAGCUCGCAGGCCAACAUUCUACAAACUUAAGACGCCAUAUAGAAACCAAGCAUAAAAGCUUUUUGAAUCACUUAACGCCAACUGUAGAGAAAAAUGAACCGCCAAAGAAGAAAAUUAGAAUUUCAUAUGAAAUAGAUGCAGAAUCAUUCGAAAGUUCCUUGGUGAAAAUAAUAACAAAAGAUGGGCAGCCAUUAUCACAAUUAGAUAGUGAAGGAUUCCGAGAGAUAGUGAAUCCUAUAUUUAAGGCGCUUAAUAUGAAUUCAAUCAACUCCCAUAACGUAAUGGAAUUGGUCAAUAAACGUGUGGUAGAAAUGAAAAAAUUUAUAAAAAAAGUCGUCGAGAAAAAAUUAGUAUCAAUUAAAAUAGAUACCGCUACUCGUUUCGAUAGAUCAAUUCUGGGUAUCAAUCUGCAAUACUUAGAAUUUAAAAAUUCAACAUUAGAAAUAGUUGUUAAAACUCUUGGGAUGAAGACAUCUCCAUAUCCAUACACUGGAGAGCAAAUUCAAGAUACUGUUUUGGAUACCCUUGCAGAAUAUGAUAUUCGGCUGGAACAAAUUUAUUGUGUGACAUCUGAUAAUGGACGAAAUAUGUUGAAAGCAGUAGAAAUUGUGAAUCAAGAUUUUUAUGAAAUAUUUGAUUGCAUAGAUGAGCUGCCAGAAAUACUCUUUACAAGCUCUCUUCAUUCCAUGCGGUGUGCAGUCUAUUCACUUCAACUAUGUGUAACCGAUAUUCACAAAGAUAAGGGCAUUCAAAACAAUAUAGAAGACAUUCGCAAAGUUUGUGAACUUUUACGUAAUGAGAAAUAUAGAAAUAUGUUGACUGAAUGCAAUAGAGCUGUCCCACCAAUUGACAUUGCAAUAAGGUGGAAUUCUACUUAUGUUAUGGUAAAACAACUAUUAGAACUAAGGGAUUUUGUAGAAGAAGAAAAAAUUAUAGUUAAUUGGGACUGGAUCCAAGAAUACGUAUCAGCUUUGGAACCAAUUUGGGCUGCAACAAUGAAGCUCCAAGUGGAACAACUUCCUCUGUGUGAUCUUUUUAAAAUAUGGAUGGAGCUUAAACUAAAUUUUAGAGAAAGUCGUAACGGUGGCAUCAAGCAAAUUAUCUAUAAUUCUCUGUUAAAUCGAGAAAGUUUGUUGCUUAGCAAUGUCACAUUGCUAAGCGCCGUUUAUUUGGACCCUCGGCUAAACGUAUUGUUAACGGAAUCGCAAAAAUCUUCGGCAAAGGCUAAUUUAAAAUCAACAGCUAGACAAAUUUUCAACCUCAAACAGAGUAAACCCAUGCCCACAACUCAAGUGUUUACUGAAGAAGUAAGCCAGCAUUGUUCGUUUAUUAAGAGAGAGCCCUCCAGCGAUCACGAAAGCUCAUUACUCAGUGCUUAUUUGGAUCAAAUAGCACAAGAAACAGCGGCAACAGCAACUGAAGAUGACGUGUCAGAUCUGACUAAAGUUUUUGUGGAAAUAGACAAUUUUGAAAAUCUUCACAGGCGCUUACCGUUGAAUGAAGACAUAUUUUCUUUUUAUCAAAACAUCCGUUUCAUAUCUCCCGAACUUUUUGAGUUAGCUCUUGUUGUACUUGGUGCACCUGCAACGCAAGCAUCUGUCGAAAGAGCAUUUUCUUCUUUAAAUUUCGUUUUAAGUGAAAGUAGGAAUAAUUUAAAUAAUAAAACUGUUGAAGACUUACUACUUGUAAGGCUAAAUACGUAAUGAUUUAAAAAAUACAACUUAAUGAAAAUCUUCCCAAGAAAUGUUUUUUUUUUUAUAUUGUUCCAUGGUGAAACUAUAAAUAGCUGAAGUAAUA